AUGGGAAAUGCUUCAGACACGUCUGCUGUGUUUGCCUCCACCAUCUCCAAGGAGCACGACAUCCUCAUGGGUUCACUCUACGGAGUCUUUUGCGUACUGUCGCUCGUAGGAAACUGCAUCCUGCUGCUCGUCGGGUAUCACAAGCGGUCGACCUUGAAGCCUGCUGAGUUUUUCAUCAUAAAUCUCUCCAUCAGCGACCUCGGGAUGACGCUCUCUUUAUUCCCAUUGGCAAUUCCAUCAGCGUUUGAACACAGGUGGCUGUUUGGAGAGAUCACCUGUCAGCUGUAUGCCAUGUGUGGAGUUCUGUUUGGUCUCUGCAGCCUGACCAACCUCACGGCCCUCUCCCUAGUGUGCUGCCUUAAAGUCUGCUUCCCCAACCAUGGUAACAAGUUCUCGUCGGCACACGCCCGCCUCCUGGUGGUCGGGGUCUGGUGUUACGCCUCAGUGUUUGCCGUGGGGCCCCUGGCGCAGUGGGGCCGUUACAGUGCUGAACCGUACGGCACAGCCUGCUGCAUCGACUGGAAAGCACCAAACUACGAGCUCUCAGCUUUGUCUUACAUCGUCUGCCUCUUCCUGUUCUGCUACGCUCUGCCCUGCACCGUCAUCUUCCUCUCCUACACCUUCAUCCUGCUGACGGUGCGGGGGUCGCGUCAGGCCGUGCAGCAGCAUGUGUCCCCCCCUCAGACGAGGACCACCAACGCACACUCUCUCAUUGUCAAGGUCAGAGGAC
Messenger RNA from Notothenia coriiceps (black rockcod), 730 nucleotides. Its product is annotated as opsin-5-like. The annotation marks the transcript as partial. The transcript has 4 exons. Gene Ontology annotation, biological process: G protein-coupled receptor signaling pathway. Gene Ontology annotation, molecular function: G protein-coupled receptor activity. Gene Ontology annotation, cellular component: membrane. The record is from RefSeq and is a predicted model, not a curated record. NCBI's taxonomy places the organism in Eukaryota, Metazoa, Chordata, Actinopteri, Perciformes, Nototheniidae.